Plasmodium gallinaceum is the source of this 1506-nucleotide messenger RNA. RefSeq names its product conserved Plasmodium protein, unknown function. The record is from RefSeq and is a predicted model, not a curated record. The transcript has a single exon. Lineage: Eukaryota; Apicomplexa; Aconoidasida; Haemosporida; Plasmodiidae. The coding region runs from base 1 to 1506 and encodes 501 amino acids.
AUGGAAGAAGAGAAAGAAGAAAACAAAAAAGUAGCAGUUACAAAGAACAUAAUAUAUAAUAAUUUUCAAAAUAGAGGAUUUCUUAAUAAUUUUAAUUUUUUUCAAGAAAAUAUUAUUAACUUAGAUAAAUCAUUAGAAUAUAAUUGUAAUGUAUUAAAUAAAAAAUUAGAAUAUGGGAAAAUAUUUGAGAAAAAUAAUUAUAAGGGAAAAAAUAAGAAAAAAUUAAUCAUACAUUUAAUACCUUCUGAAAAUUCAAAAUUUUAUAAUUUUCUUCAUAAAAAAAAACAAGAGAUAUUAAAAAAAUAUGGUAAAGAUGAAACAUAUAAAUAUGAUAUUCAUAUAAGUUUAACAGGUUAUUUCUUUUGUGAUAAUGUAAAUGUUUUUUUGAAUACCUUGUAUAUAUAUAUGUUUUAUUAUGUAAAAUUAUAUUAUAUGUCAAAAAAUUUAUCAUUUAAUCAUUUGUUUUUUAAUAUAUCCUGUAAUUCUAAUAAUUAUAGUAUUUGUAUAAAAAAUAAUAAAAAUGGUGAUAAAGAAAAAAAAAUAAUAUUUGAGAGAGAAGAAAACAAAGAAAAAAUAGAUAAAAAGAAAAAAAAAUUUUUAAAUGAGGAAAAUGAUAACACUAAAAGUGAUGCUCAUGUUUUAAUAACAAAUGAUGGAUAUGUGAUUAUUCCGAUUUUAUGUGAGUGGGUAAAAAGAAUUUUUGAAAAUUUCAGUUUCCUAAUUAAGAAUAAUAAUUUUAUAUCUAACAGUAAAUAUAAGAAUAUAAAUAAAUUAGGUAGUAAUUAUAUGUAUAAGAAUUCAAUAAUUUCAGAAAAUUUUAAAGAAAAACAUAAAAAUGAUAGUAAAUUAUUUUUAAGUAAUUCCAUUUUAAAAAAUAAAUAUAAAAAAGAUCUAAUUAAUUCGAAUUCAUUAUAUACAAAUAAUGUAAUAUGUUCAAACAUAAAAAAUAAUAAUAAAAUAUCAGAAUUAUUUGUAAGUUUUGAAGAGGAAACUAAAAAAAACUCAAAUGAUUCAAAUAUAACGUUUUAUGAUCCUAAUAAUAAUAGUAGUGAAAAUGUAUUCAACAAAUAUACAGAUAAUUAUAGUAUUUUUGAAAAAGUUGAAACUGGUAAUUAUAAUAUAAAUUACAAUAAACGUCUCAUGGAAUCUAAUAAUUGUAAUAAUAAAAAAAUUAAAAGAUUAAAAAAAUACAAUAAAAACAACAAUAAUAAUGAUAAAAAGGAUGAAAAAAAAAACAAAAUAAAAUAUAAAUAUAAUAAUACAGAAGUAAAUCUUACAGAAUUUAGAAUAAAAGAAUGUAAUCACAUAUCAUUGGCAUCCAAUAGAAAUAAUAAAGAAGUACAAAAAGAUAUUGCUAGUAUGUUUAAAGACUUGAAAUAUUAUUUUUCAAAUUGUUCAUGGGAUAUGGUUAUGUUUGAAUGUGAUGAAAAGCAAUUUCCUCAAGAAAAAAUUAAAAAUAACUUUUUAAAUGAAAUAUUUAGAUUUAAAAAAUUUGCAGUUUCAUAA